Molecule: messenger RNA, 736 nt
Organism: Clupea harengus (Atlantic herring)
Lineage: Eukaryota; Metazoa; Chordata; Actinopteri; Clupeiformes; Clupeidae
Gene: taf13
Product: TATA-box binding protein associated factor 13
Biological process (GO): transcription by RNA polymerase II
Cellular component (GO): transcription factor TFIID complex
Molecular function (GO): protein heterodimerization activity
Source: RefSeq, a predicted model, not a curated record
UUCCACUCCCCCUAAAGCACGGUCCUGUGCCAAACUACAGAAGAAUUGCAGGACGUGACGUUGAAUCUCCAGGCUACUUGUUUGUGCGGUGUGUAAUUAUUUGCUAUCACGAGCUGUUCAUAAUGGCGGAAGAGGAGGAUGACCCUGCUUUUGAUGAAGAUUUCGACGAUUCGGGCAACGGCGUUGAAUCAGGCCACGGCAAAAGAAAGAGGCUGUUUUCGAAAGAGCUCCGGUGCAUGAUGUAUGGGUUUGGAGAUGAUCAGAAUCCGUACACCGAAUCGGUGGACAUUCUCGAGGACCUUGUGAUCGAAUUCAUCACUGAAAUGACGCACAAAGCCAUGUCUAUCGGACGCCAAGGCCGUGUCCAGGUUGAAGACAUCGUGUUUCUCAUUCGUAAGGAUCCAAGAAAGUUUGCCAGAGUGAAGGAUCUUCUGACUAUGAACGAAGAGCUCAAGAGGGCGCGUAAAGCUUUUGAUGAAGCAAACUAUGGCUCGUAAUUGGCUGCUUCAUUUGAAAUGAUCAAUGAGUUAGUUGGUGAUUAGACAUCAUCUGUUUUGACAGUCACACACCAAAGUUGUUCUGAAUCACUCAGAUUCAUGGUGACGUUAACAUGGAAGCUCUUGAUUGGGUCAUGUGCAUUUAUUUGGCCCAAACGGGCCGAUAUCUACUGUUUUCACGACUACCAUCACCGGACUUCUUUUUUUUUUUAAGAAAAUAAACGUAUUUUUCAUUGGCA